This is a messenger RNA of Corylus avellana, 678 nucleotides long. Lineage: Eukaryota; Viridiplantae; Streptophyta; Magnoliopsida; Fagales; Betulaceae. The record is from RefSeq and is a predicted model, not a curated record.
AUGGCUGGUGUUCCUAGUUCACAGAAAUAUGAGACAUAUUUGGGUCUCCCAGCUUUGGUGGGGAAAUCUCGUAUAAAAGCUCUUACGGGCAUUCUUGAUAAAGCUUGGAAGCAGCUCCAAGAUUGGAUAUUAAAACUCCUUUCACAGGCGGGAAGGGAAAUUAUGCUUAAGGCUGUCAUACAAGCAAUACCGACAUAUUGCAUGAGCGUCUUUAGGCUCCCUAAAACAUUGUGCGGUAAAAUUAAUUCCCUCAUGCAAAAAUUUUGGUGGGGGGAUUCAAAAAUACCUUGGAUGAGUUGGAGCAAAAUGGGUGCCUCUAAAGCAAAAGGGGGAUUGGGUUUUCGGGAUCUUAUAUGCUUUAAUAAGGCUCUCUUAGCGAAGCAAUGUUGGAGGUUAUGGUACACGCCGGACAGCUUGGUGGCUACUAUUAUGAGGGCUAAAUACUAUGCCAAUGGUUCCAUUCUUGACGCCAAAUCGGGAUCUACACCGUUGUUCGCCUGGAGAAGCAUCUUGGGUUCAUGUGAUCUACUAAAGGAAGGUUUGUAUAGGCGGAUUGGGAAUGGGCAGACUACACAGAUAUGGGGAGAAAAAUGGAUUCAUAUUCCGUAUACUUAUGCUAUUCACUCUCCCCCUCGGUUGUUGAACGACAAUGCGAUAGUCAGCGAACUUAUAGACUAG